Molecule: messenger RNA, 1756 nt
Organism: Erinaceus europaeus (western European hedgehog)
Lineage: Eukaryota; Metazoa; Chordata; Mammalia; Eulipotyphla; Erinaceidae
Gene: PGK1
Product: phosphoglycerate kinase 1
Exons: 11
Coding region: 101-1354 (417 amino acids)
Biological process (GO): gluconeogenesis; glycolytic process
Cellular component (GO): cytosol
Molecular function (GO): phosphoglycerate kinase activity; ADP binding; ATP binding
Source: RefSeq, a predicted model, not a curated record
GCGGGCGAGGAACUAGCUAGGCUGCACGCGUCCAGCCUGCCUGAUUUUUACCUCGCCGCCGUCUGAAUCCUCGGCCUCUCGUGACGGUCAUAUUGCUAAGAUGUCGCUUUCCAACAAGCUAACUCUGGAUAAGCUGGACGUAAAGGGGAAGAGGGUCAUCAUGAGGGUGGACUUCAAUGUUCCUAUGAAGAACAACCAGAUAACAAACAACCAGAGGAUCAAGGCAGCCAUCCCAAGCAUCAAAUUCUGCUUGGACAAUGGUGCCAAGUCAGUUGUUCUUAUGAGCCACCUAGGCCGACCUGAUGGUGUCCCUAUGCCUGACAAGUACUCCUUGGGACCAGUUGCUGUAGAACUCAAAUCUCUGCUGGGCAAGGAUAUUUUGUUCUUGAAUGACUGUGUAGGCCCAGAAGUGGAGAAAGCUUGUGCUGAUCCUGCUGCUGGAUCUGUCAUACUGCUGGAGAACCUCCGCUUUCAUGUGGAGGAAGAAGGGAAGGGGAAAGAUUCUUCUGGGAACAAGGUUAAAGCUGAGCCAGCCAAGAUAGAAGCUUUCCGAGCAUCACUUUCCAAGCUAGGUGAUGUCUAUGUUAAUGAUGCUUUUGGCACUGCUCAUCGAGCCCACAGCUCUAUGGUGGGAGUCAAUUUACCACAGAAGGCUGGGGGAUUUUUGAUGAAGAAGGAGUUAAAUUACUUUGCCAAGGCCUUGGAGAGCCCAGAGCGACCCUUUUUGGCCAUCCUAGGCGGAGCUAAAGUUGCAGAUAAGAUCCAGCUGAUCAAUAAUAUGUUGGACAAAGUCAAUGAGAUGAUUAUUGGUGGUGGAAUGGCUUUUACCUUCCUUAAGGUGCUGAACAACAUGGAGAUUGGCACUUCCUUGUUUGAUGAAGAGGGAGCCAAGAUUGUCAAAGACCUGAUGUCCAAAGCUGAGAAGAAUGGUGUGAAGAUUACCUUGCCUGUUGACUUUGUCAUUGCUGACAAGUUUGAUGAGAAUGCCAAGACUGGUCAAGCUGUUGUAGCUUCUGGUAUACCUGCUGGUUGGAUGGGCUUGGACUGUGGUCCUGAGAGCAGCAAGAAAUACGCUGAAGCUGUCUCUCGGGCUAAGCAGAUUGUGUGGAAUGGACCUGUUGGUGUAUUUGAAUGGGAUGCAUUUGCUCGUGGAACCAAAGCCCUCAUGGAUGAGGUGGUAAAUGCCACUUCCAGGGGUUGCAUUACCAUUAUAGGGGGUGGAGAUACUGCCACUUGCUGUGCCAAAUGGAACACUGAGGAUAAAGUCAGCCAUGUGAGCACUGGAGGUGGAGCCAGUUUAGAACUCCUGGAAGGUAAAGUCCUUCCUGGGGUGGAUGCUCUCAGCAGUGUUUAGUAUUUUCUUGCCUUUUUGUUCCUGUGCACGACCCCAAGGUCAGCUUAGAGCUUUCCACGUCUCUACAUGGCACUAGCUACAAUCCCCACCCCCAUGUCAAGAGAUGCAGCACAAGUAACCUUAAACAUUUGCACACAUCUCAGCUCAUCUUUUUACUGCAUUUUGGAUUUGUCAACAUUAAAGAUCCCAUUUGAAAGUAUUAGUGACAUUGUGCCUCCUAGAUUGCGUGUGUUAAUAUUUUGCCUGUCUUAAAGUGAGCUGUGGCUGUGUGUUUUUAUAGUGGCUUAUUCUGAUCAGUUUUAUCUACUUAGCAUGGAAACAAGGUUAAAUUACAAUUGAACGGAGUAAGAAAUACCAACUUGGUUACCUGUUAAAUAAUAAAACUAUCCAUUGAAAUCGGAA